AUGACAUUGCUGGCUCGCAUCCAGGUACACACACAACAGAUUUGCGGUCUCGCUUGGUCUUGUGACGGCGAGCAGUUUGCCACUGGUGGCAAUGACAACUUGUGCUGCCUCUUCAGUGUCGACAAAAUUUUAGAGUCCAAGGAUGAACAGGAUGAUGUAACUAUCGAGACGAAGCCAAUGACUCCGUCUUGGUCGACAAGUUUUGCGGCAUCCGAGAAAAUCGAGGCGAACAUCUCAAAGGAAGAGCCUGGUGAACAGACUCAGACAACUCUCAAUCCACAUGCACCCGAGUUCACGCCUAUCAACCGAUCGGCGGACAACGUUCCAUGGCCAUCAUGGCCAGAUGAGUCAAGGGCAUCACCGCAGCUGCCCUAUACUACUCGCUACACCGCCUGGGCUCACAAUGUUGACAAUGAUGAUGGUGACGACUUGGUACUACCCAUAAUCCCCUCAACACCUCCGCACCCUCCAGUGAAGACAUGGCGGGCUUCUGCGGCUGAUCAGACAUGGCACCAUCUCGCCGCAGUCAAAGCCAUAGCUUUCUGCCCAUGGCGCCCUCACCUUAUUGCUACAGGUGGUGGUUCGAACGACAAAAUGAUACAUUUUUUCCACUCCACCUCGGGUGCGGUAUUAGCGACAAUUUCCGUAAAUGCCCAAGUCACAAGCCUUCACUGGAGUGCGACCCGAAGAGAAAUUGCAGCUACCUUUGGUUAUGCUCAACCUGAGCAUCCAGUGAGAAUUGCAGUGUUCAGCUGGCCAGAUUGCAAAAUGGUUGGAAGUGUGAAAUGGGAUGGCGAGCAUCGAGCGCUAUUUGCAGUCACGUACCCCGGCAGUCCGAUGGCACGUCUAUCGCUAGGUACAACCGGCGUUGCUAUGGAUGGCUCAGAGCCACCUUCUACCAGCCCUUUGGAGGACUCGAGUCGUGAAUCAGGAAGCCAAGGGACCGACAUGGGUAGUCAUAGUCGACGCAGAACUAGCCGAAGAAGAAGAGAGAUGGGAGAAGGCUGUCUGAUUGUUGCAGCAAGCGAUAAAAGCGUGAAGUUUCAUGAGGUUUGGGGCACUUCUCGUGGGCGAUCCAUCACUGCUACAGGACCCGGUGCUCUGGGCGGAAGUGACAUUAUUGAGAUGGCUGAGGGCAUCGACAAGGAGGGUGAUAUUAUACGCUAA
Molecule: messenger RNA, 1167 nt
Organism: Pestalotiopsis fici W106-1
Lineage: Eukaryota; Fungi; Ascomycota; Sordariomycetes; Amphisphaeriales; Sporocadaceae
Exons: 1
Coding region: 1-1167 (388 amino acids)
Biological process (GO): positive regulation of ubiquitin protein ligase activity; anaphase-promoting complex-dependent catabolic process; positive regulation of anaphase-promoting complex-dependent catabolic process
Cellular component (GO): anaphase-promoting complex
Molecular function (GO): anaphase-promoting complex binding; protein binding; ubiquitin ligase activator activity
Source: RefSeq, a predicted model, not a curated record